AACUUGCCGAGGACCUCUUGUGGUCGUUUGUUAGCAUGAUGCUUGAAUGUUUUUCGUGUACUGUUAUAAAAACUCAGGUUUAUGAUUUCUUUAAAACAUCCAACUUGAAUUUUUCUGCUUGAACUCAAACCUGCUGACUGCUGUUAAAUGUCUCUUUUCCAUAGAACAAAGAGCCUUUCUCAUGAAAGGUGUUUAUCACUUGGCUGAUGAGAAACUACGAUGUUCUGAUCCCAUGAAGGACAGCAGCUGUGACUCCAAGAGUCCCAGAUUCUUCUACAACAAGAACACUCGGGGCUGUGAACAGGUGACCAGUGGCUGCGGGUCCAACAGGAACACAUUUGAUACCCGAGGGGCCUGUGAGACCUUCUGCAAUGAAAGGCGUGUUUGUUAUCUACCAGUGGCGUAUGGUGAAAACCCAUCUGCUGGCCAUAGUGGUGGUCCUCAGAUCAGAGCCGAGCCUGAUGCGAAGACCAUCAGAGGCAAGCCUGAUGCAAACGCCCCUCACAACUUCUUCUUCCACAAUAUGUCAAGUUUCAGAUGUGAGGGAUUUCACUUCAGAGGCAGUGCGUCUAACGGGAACAUCUUCAGCACUGUGGAGGAGUGUGAAAGUCACUGUGGUGAUGUUAAAGCGCGAUGUUUUGACUUCAUGGAAGACAGAAGCUGUAAGCCCAGAUUCUUCUACAACAAGAACACUCGGGGCUGUGAACAGGUGACCAGAGGCUGCGGGUCCAACAGGAACACAUUUGAUACCCGAGAGGCCUGUGAGACCUUCUGCAAUGAAAGGCGUGUUUGUUAUCGACCAGUGGAGUAUGGUGAAUACCCAUCUGCUGGCCAUAGUGGUGGUCUUUACAUCAGAGGCAAGCCUGAUGCAAACGCCCCUCACAACUUCUUCUUCCACAAUAUGUCAAGUUUCAGAUGUGAGGGAUUUCACUUCAGAGGCAGUGCGUCUAACGGGAACAUCUUCAGCACUGUGGAGGAGUGUGAAAGUCACUGUGGUGAUGUUAAAGCUCGAUGUUUUGACUUCAUGGAAGACAGAAGCUGUAAACCCAGAUUCUUCUACAACAGUACCAGUUACAGGUGUGAACAGCUGUCCAGUGGUGGUUGUGGGUCAAAGAAGAAUGCAUUCGAUACCCGUGAUGGCUGUGAGGCACUCUGCAAUGAGAAGUACCGUUGUUAUCAACCUGUGGAGCAUGGCCACGGGCCAUUUCGCCUCAACCAUUACUCAAUUCCGCUUUCCAACUUCUUCUUCUACAACGUGUUGACUUUGAAGUGUGAAGGAUUUCAAUCCAGAGGCAUGGGGUCUAAUGGGAACAUCUUCAGGACUGUGGAGGAGUGUGAAAGACUCUGUGGUGAUGUUAAAGGUAAGGCUCUACCUCCCGUGCCUUACCAGACCACACGUCACUGUUCAGACCCUGUUCCUGCCCAGAACUAAGGUACAGGCUAACUAAAGGAUAAGUCUGGUGAUCUUCUGUCAUUUUCUUCUCAUAAAGAAAGAGACGCAGUCAUUUACUAAAACAGCAGGUUACUGUAGUUAUUAUUAAACAGACUUUAAGAAUUUGUGCAUUUGCUGGGGACUAUUUUCAUGCUGAUAUUUUUGAAAUUAUUUUGUGAUUAUUAUUUGACAUCAUGUGAUUUUGUAUUUUGGGUAAAACUCAAGGAUUUUUCUUACUUUUUGGGGAUUUUUGUCCUCUGGGUGUAGUUUGUUUUUGUAAUUUAUAAAAUAACAUAUUUACGCAUUUGAUUUACUGAAUUAUUCUCCAGGUUUGGAAUUAAUCAUAUAUUUGUGUCACUGAUCAUUUAUUGAAUUUUGAAACUUCCUGAUUCAAAUAAAAUGUAACCAAGAACUGGACAUAUUAAAAUCU
Centropristis striata (black sea bass) is the source of this 1862-nucleotide messenger RNA. Its product is annotated as actinia tenebrosa protease inhibitors-like. The record is from RefSeq and is a predicted model, not a curated record. Gene Ontology annotation, molecular function: serine-type endopeptidase inhibitor activity. Lineage: Eukaryota; Metazoa; Chordata; Actinopteri; Perciformes; Serranidae. The transcript is spliced from 10 exons. The coding region runs from base 182 to 1432 and encodes 416 amino acids.